Messenger RNA from Bursaphelenchus okinawaensis, 2882 nucleotides. NCBI's taxonomy places the organism in Eukaryota, Metazoa, Nematoda, Chromadorea, Rhabditida, Aphelenchoididae. The record is from the annotation of a GenBank genome assembly.
AUGGUGCCCAAUGUUUACGCUCACGGCUCUCAAGAAGAAUCUAUGCCUUUUCAUAAAAAAGGUACUGAAGUCAAAGUUCUGAAUGAAAGCUGUUUGAAUUAUUAUUUGAUACAUACUACUUUAUUGUCAGGUUUGGAAUUCAGAGAUUCUGGAAAGCGUACUAGGUAUAAUGGCAAAGUUUGUCAACUUUUGGUGAGUACUUUUAUUUCAUUGUAGGAUAUUGCUCCCGGGCUCAAAAGCAAUAUCGUAAAUUCUGUUACGAUAUUGCUUUAGCACAGGGCAUUGCUAAUUUUUCUUAUAUAAAUAAAAUUUUUUCACACCCCGCAGUGUACAUUGCCUCGAGCAUUUACAGUCAAACCUCUGCACUAUGACACCAGGAGAUUGCACUAAAGUGCGAUUAUAGCCUCCGUGUCACGGUGUAAAUUUGACAUUUUUAGUUGACAUCUAGAAGAAUACUGAACUGUUUCAUGUGUGGUGCUGGACAUUGCACAAUUGUGGACGGUGAAGUCGCGUCGUAUGGCCAAAAGUUUGUGUUUUAUACUAAGAAACCUAGUCAAAUUGUUGCCUUCAACGCGCUUUAUGCUCCAAAGGAUGCCUACCUGCAAAUAUCGGAACAAGUAAAUUGUCCGGCACAAAGAUAUUUGAUUGAGAUGAUUUACAAAGCAAAAAGUAUGUUUUUUAAGUUAGCUUAAAACAAGGUUUGCCCAAGAAUCAGACAUGGGUGUCCAAAAAUUUCAAACUAUUUUAAAACCGUUUGUUUUGUGACAUGAGGUAGUACUUAAGCAUAGAAAUGCAAAAAGAUAAAAAUUUUUUUAAAAUUUGGAUUACGACAGGAUUUAAAAUUUUUUUUCUUAACUUUUGUACUUUCCAUAAGCCAAGGCAUAUAAGCACAAAUAUGUUAAUUUCCAGGCUUUAAAAUUUUUUUUUUAAUUUAAAAAAAAAUAAUUUUUUUAAAUUACAACUUCCCUAAGAUAGUAUAAAGGAAGUUGUUUGUAAACACUUAUAAAACUUGCAAUAUGUGCCACGCACCUUUUUUAACUAUUUUGGACCGAAUUACAUCCAAAUCCUCUGCUAAUGACCUUAGGGUUUCAACUUUAAAAAUUCGUGGCUACUGCAGGCUCCGCUGAAAUGACCCAAAAUUAAUGUCAUUAGAACCACAAUAUCAUGUAGUUAUACUACCUAUCGUCAAAAGUGUAUCACAUGUGAGGUGUUUUUGAGAAAUUUUAAAUUUAGUAAAAUUUUGAUGAUUUUUUUUGCAAAUUUUAAUUUUUUUUUCAAUGCCUUCCGGGCAUAAUAAAAAAAAUUGUCAACAGGUAAAAUGAAUGCCUUAUAGUGACAAACAUUUUAAAAAAAGUCCCAUUCAAUUCUAACAUUUAGUACAAAAUUUACAAAAAAAAAGUUUAAAUCCUACCGUAAUCCUACCGUAACCUGAAUUUUGAAUUUUUUUACAUUUUUGCAUUUCUAUUUCUAAGUACUACCUCUUGUCAAAAAAUGAACGGUUUUAAAAUAGUUUGAAAUUUUUGAACACCCCCAUUUGAGCCAUGUUCGAUUCUUAGGCGAACCUUGUUUUAAAAGUUAAAAUACUUUCUGUUCAAUUUUCCGUAGUCUUUUGUACCAAUGUAAAUUGUGGAAUACAAAGCAAUAAUGAAAGUAAUUUUAGAAUUGAACGUUAAAUUAUGGUUUUCUGUUUGCCUUCACACUCGUAUAGUACAGCAAGUUCUGGCCGAAGUCAAUUAUCAAAUAUAUGAUCAGUCGAGAGCUCCAGAUACUGAAAUGGGAGAUGAAUGGAAAUUUUAUGGAGUACCAUUAGCAAAGCCGAAAAAUUCUAAUACUAUCAAUAUAGCCGAUCAAUUGUGGAAGAACAAAGUGUUUCAUCACGUAGUGUCAGAACUAUGGUUUAGUAGAAAACCGCGUAAUUUGGCAAUUGCCGAUGCCUGUAAGUCUUCACAAAUGUUUGUGUUGGACUAAAGAAGUGUAUAUGAUUAAUGUUAGUACUAUACUAAAGAAUUGUUUAGAAGUUCUAUUCAUAACUCCUUAAUUGUUGGUUACUUCGUUAAAUUUUAGACUUGGCCGAAUUAUUUGACACUCAGUUUGCUACAGCGUCUUUGCAUUCCAUCAAAUUUUUGACCUUUUAUCAUUACCAUCCGUAAGUUUAUUUUUUACUUUUGAGGAACUUGUUCUGAGAAAGUUACUGUAACAGCGUAAACUGUAAAUUGUCGUUCUUACAUACUACCGUAUCUAACAUAAGUCAAAUUUUGCACAGUAACGGUUUUUGAUCUGCAUUUUCAUCUGGUAUAUUUAAUGUUUAACUUGAAUGCUUAGGUGUUCAAAAUUGCAUGCCAAUAAAAACUUUUAGGUUACCGUAAAGUUUUUGUUUCGAGAUUUUUGGCAGCUUAGAUCUCUUUACCACGUUUCUUAGAAUUUUUUUCUCUCCAAUUUGCUAUAUAACACUAGCCGUAAAUCAAUUUUCAUUAUGUGCCGAAACCUAGUUAAACAUUCGAUGUGAUAUUGUGUUUGUAAAAAACGACAACGAUUUAACAGUUUUGUUAACAGAUACAUUGUUAUAAAGUUAUUAAAACUUUUUUAAAAAGAAUAACGUAAACAUUUUUAGACUACCUCCACAAGUUCAAGAUAAAGAAUUUUACUGUGUUCUUCGAAUGUAUGAUAUGCUUGAUGAUGCCAUUUUUGACAUCUACAGGACAAUUCUAAGUGACUUUGAAAGAGUUUGUGUGAAGAAGCUAAUUUUUAAAGCAAAAUUGUACAUAGAUGCGAUUGGGUACGACAAAAUGAGACCUAUCUUUCAAAAGCUUUGCAAAGCACUUAACAAAAUGAAGCAGGUGGUGGCUGGUUAUAUGUUUGUGGAAUUUACAGGGGACGUUUGA